Messenger RNA from Parnassius mnemosyne (clouded apollo), 1981 nucleotides. Lineage: Eukaryota; Metazoa; Arthropoda; Insecta; Lepidoptera; Papilionidae. The record is from the annotation of a GenBank genome assembly.
CGAGUGCUGGCAUCUUACCGGGAGCCGGAAUGCCACCGGGAGCCGGAAUGCGACCGGGAGCCGGAAUGCCUCCGGGUGCCAUAAUGCCACCGGGUGCCGUAAUGCCACCUGGUGCCGGGAUGCCGCCGGGUGCCGGGAUGCCGCCGGGUGCUGGGAUGCCGCCAGGUGCUGGAAUGCCGCCUGGUAUAGUGGGGCCCCCGGGACCUCCGGGCUGGCCGCCACGACUCGGACCUCCACCAUUCCGUCCCGGGCCAUGGAUGGAUAUGCAGGGGCCUCCGUUCGGGCCUCGAUUCAACGGAAUGGGGCCUCCGCCCUUCAACAGGCCGCCCUUCGACAGACCCCCAUUCGAUGGCGGGCCCAUGUUCGACGGGCCCCCACGCUUCGAGAGACCUCCUUUCAACCGCAUGCCCUUCGACAUGAACAGACCGCCGUUUGAUGGUCCGAGGCCACCUUUCGACGGACCCCGACCUCCGUUUGAAGGUCCCUCCAGGCAAUUUGACGGUGAAAGGCCUUUCGAUGGUCCGAGAUUCGAAGGUCCCCCAGAAUUCUUCGAUAGAGGCAAUAGAAGAUUUGAAGAAAGGGAACAGUCUAAUGAAAGAGGCUGGAACGGAGACAGUGAACGAGAUCACGAUUGGGACAGAAGAAACGAAUGGGACGACAGAAGAAAAGAACGCAGAAGUAGAGAACGGGAAGACAGAUUUAGAGAUAGAAAUGACAGGAGAAAUAAUUUUGAUGAGAGACCGAGGCAGUCGCGAGACGAGAGGACUCCUAGAAGAGAUAAGGACAGGAAGUCACGUUGGGGCGCUCCCGAUGAAAACGUACAAAGUGAAGAACAAGAAAACGUUCAAGAAGAUAAAGCUGAAAUGGAAAGCCAGGACGUUGGUAACGACGCUCAAGAGACGAUAGAAACUAGUCAAUAUGAACAAAAUGUACAAAAUGACGAUUAUAACGAAGAUAACAUGACGGAAGAAGGAGACAGGCAGCAAGAUACGUCGUUAGAUGAGUCGUACGGUAAAAACACUUCCCCGGAACCACAGGAAAGUGUUAACGAAGAGGCUAGUUAUAGCAAUGAUAAUAAUGAAAGUUUCAAAGAGCAAGAAGACAGCGAACCCACUACUGAAAAAAAUGAAGUUGGAACUCCUGGCCUUUACGAUGCAAGUGACGCAGUGGACACUAGUUUCUCCAUAGUGCCACCAGCUGAAAAUAAUUUUGACCCUCCAGCCACUCAAGAAGAACAUGUCACUGAAACUGCGGAGAGCUCAAAAUCAAUUGACAUGUUCAAUUCAGAAGAAUCGAAUACUCAGACAGAAAUUAAAGAAGCACAGAGCACAGAGAUUAAGGAAGGGCUUGCUUGACACAGGAAGAAAUGGAAAUUCGGGUAUUUCCAGUGGAAAUGAUUCGGGUGACGCGUGCGAGACCCGAAGUGGAGCGAAGCGAGCGCGGGUAGUUAUUGCUUCGCCUUCCGAAGCGAUCGAAUCUUAUUCGGCCGCGUUAAUCGUGUUUUUUUUAUAAGGGCGAGCACAGUCCACCUGAUGGUAAGUAGUUGCUACGAACCAUAGACAUCUACAUCUAUCCUCGAUUAAGAAUCAAAAUGUAGAUGAGUUGUCACCCCUAAGGACUAAUAUUUAAUGCCUCAUUUCCAGUAAAUAGGGUCUCCGGUUGUCUACACUCACUAAACGAAACACAGCAGCAUUAAGCUACUAUUUUACUUUAGUAUUCUGUGAGAGCGGGGUCCUUCCCCGGUCGAACCGACCCGUUCGUGCUACAACCUUAAUAUAGCUGCAGCGUGGCUCUACCACAUAUAAAAUGUAUCUAUAUAUAUAUAUUUAAAAAAAUCGUGUGAUUUAAUAAAUUUAAAUUGAAGCAAUCAUACUUCGGAAAGCGAAGCAAGCGGCCGACCGCCUUAACCGUAUAACGCCAAAGAUUUUUUUAUACGAAACAAAUAACAAAUUUGAAAUAUACGAGUGCCUUAUUGGUUACC